This is a messenger RNA of Vigna radiata var. radiata (mung bean), 3906 nucleotides long. Its product is annotated as receptor-like protein 12. Gene Ontology annotation, molecular function: protein binding. NCBI's taxonomy places the organism in Eukaryota, Viridiplantae, Streptophyta, Magnoliopsida, Fabales, Fabaceae. The transcript has a single exon. The coding region runs from base 357 to 3779 and encodes 1140 amino acids. The record is from RefSeq and is a predicted model, not a curated record.
CUGUGUAUUUUUCACAAAUAUUUAAUGUUACGACAACGAAUGAACCAACAUUGCAUAAUAAAAUUGUAGAAAAAUCAAAUUACAAAAACUGCAAAGUUAGAGUGUUUAAAUUUAAUAUUAAACCUAAAUAAUAUCUUACUUGNACCAAAUAGUCUUGGAUAUAAGUUGUAUGGCUCUGCUAACUUAGAAAAUAACAUAUAAGAACACUUUUGAUGACAUUUCGUUGGCAAAUUGCAUCCGAAGAUAAACNCUGGAAAACAAGGGGUCCAUUNGCUAUCAUUAAUUAGCCUGUUUCCUUCUUCAGCCUUUGUUUUUAAGUUCAUUGUGUGUGUCUUUCUCUUUCUCAGUAGACUCCAAUGAGAAUUUCCCAAUGUCCUUUCGUUUUCAUCAUAUUAUGCUACUCCUUCUGGAUANANCACACUGUUUAUUUCACCGGGGUUUCUNGUCAGAUUGUUGAAGAUCAACNACAGUCAUUGCUAAAAUUGAAGAACAGCCUAAUAUUCGAGCAAGAAAAAUCUCACAAACUUGUGUUCUGGAAUUCAAGCACGGAUUGCUGUAAGUGGACAGGUGUAACCUGUGAUGAGGAGGGACAUGUUAUUGGCCUUGACCUGAAUGGAGAAUCAAUCAAUGGUGGAUUUGACAAUUCAAGUACUCUUUUCAAUCUGCAAAGUCUCAGGAUACUGAAUUUGUCCGUUAAUAACUUCAGUUCUCAGAUACCAUCUGGAUUCAACAGGUUGAAGAACUUAACAUAUCUGAAUUUGUCUCAUGCUGGUUUUGUGGGGCAUGUUCCAACAGAGAUUUCUUCCCUGACAAGGUUGGUAACUCUUGAUAUCUCUUCUCUUUCCUAUUUGAUUGGGCGACCGCUGAAACUUGAAAAAACAGAUCUGCAAAUGCUUGUCAAAAACUUCACCAUGAUUAGACAAUUGUAUAUGGAUGGUGUAAGUGUAUCAGCUGAGGGAAAUGAGUGGAGCAGUGCUUUGUUGCAGCUACAUAGCCUCCAGGAGCUGAGCAUGUCCAACUGCAAUCUCUCCGGACCCCUUGAUCAUUCCCUGACCGGACUUCAAAACCUAUCAAUCAUUCGACUUGAUCAAAACAAUUUAUCAUCCCCGGUGCCAGAAACCUUUGCUGGUUUUCCAAAUUUAACAACCCUUCACCUUAGUUCCUGUGAAUUGACAGGAAUGUUUCCUGAUAAGAUCUUUCAGUUAGCAACAUUGUCUGACAUAGACUUGUCAUUCAACUAUGAGCUUAAUGGAUCUUUGCCUGAAUUGCCUCCGAAUGGUUCCCUUCAGAAAUUAAUUGUGAGUCACACAAGGUUCUCAGGAGCAUUGCCAGCUUCUAUAGGUAAUCUUAAGCAGUUAUCCAUCUUAGAUCUUUCUAAUUGCCAUUUUAACGGAACACUACCCAGUUCAAUGUCAGGACUCAAGAAUCUCACUUCUCUGCUCUUGUCGUUAAAUAACUUCACUGGUCAAAUUCCGUCCCUGAAUAUGACCAGGAAUCUCACGCAUUUAGACUUAUCACACAAUAAAUUCACAGGUUCAAUCACUUAUGUUCACUUGGAAGGCCUAAGAGAGCUGGUCCAAAUUGAUUUACAGGACAACUUACUUGACGGAAACAUCCCUUCUUCUCUUUUUGCACUUCCAUUGGUACAAAGCAUUCAACUUUCCAACAACCAUUUCCAUGGCCAGCUUGAUGAAUUUUCAAAUAUCUCAUCCUCCGUCUUAAAGAUCCUUGAUUUAAGUAGUAAUGAUCUAGAAGGGCCCAUUCCUCUAUCUAUUUUUAAUCUCAGAUCACUGAAUGUCCUCAAACUAUCUUUAAACAAGUUACAUGACACAUUGAAGCUAGACGUGUUUCAGGGACUUGAAAAUCUAACUACACUGGCCCUUUCACACAACAACUUGUCAGUGGAGACAAAUGAGACGGAUAAAGGCCUUAUAUCUUCAUUCCACAAUAUGAGCAGCAUAGAGUUGGCUUCCUGCAAUCUGACACAGUUCCCCAGUUUCUUGAGAAACCAUUCCAGAAUAACCACUUUAGACCUCUCAAGUAACCAUAUUCAAGGAUCGAUACCAAUAUGGAUAUGGCAACUUGACUCUCUUGCUCAAUUAAAUCUUUCUCACAAUUUGCUCAGCAGUUUAGAAGGAUCUGUGCAGAACACUGGUUCCAAUCUGAGCCUCCUUGACCUUCAUGCUAACCGGCUCCAAGGGAAGCUUCAAAUAUUUCCAGUGCAUGCCACUUAUUUGGACUAUUCAAGCAAUAAUUUCAGUUUCGAUAUUCCGUCAGAUGUUUCUACUCGUCUGUCUGCCAUAAUUUUUCUGUCUCUGUCCAAAAAUAAUUUAUCUGGGAGUAUUCCUCAAUUCCUGUGCAAUAGUUCACAGCUGAUAGUUCUGGAUGUUUCUUAUAAUAACUUCGAAUGGAGAAUUCCUGAAUGCUUAACAAAGAGUGUGACAAUUAAGGUAUUAAAUCUGCAACACAACAAGUUUAGUGGCAGCAUUCCAGAUAAAUUUCAAGUAUCUUGUGCUCUAAGGACUCUGGAUCUCAAUAGUAAUCUGUUGAACGGGCCAAUUCCGAAAUCCCUAGAAAAUUGCUCAUCAUUAGAGGUGUUGGAUCUUGGAAACAAUGAGGUAGAUGAUGGAUUUCCAUACUUCUUAAAUUCAAUAUCCACAUUUCGUGUCCUGGUUUUGAGGAGAAACAAAUUUCAUGGUAACAUUGAAUGUCCUGAUACUAACAGAACUUGGCCAAUGCUUCAAAUUUUUGAUGUGGCUUUGAACAGAUUUAGUGGUUUACUUCCAGGAACAUGUUUCAAAACAUGGAAGGCAAUGAAGCUUGACGAAUAUCAUGAUGCAUCAAAGUUCACUCACAUAGGAUCUGCGGUCCUUACAUUUGGUGGUAUAUAUUAUCAGGAUUCUGUGACACUUACAAUCAAAGGUUUGGAGUUGGAGUUUGUUAAAGUCCUAAAUCUUAUCACAUCUGUUGACUGCUCAUCCAACAAUUUUAAUGGAACAAUACCUGAAGAGCUUAUGGAUUUUACUGGACUUUAUGCUCUCAACUUGUCUCAUAAUGGUUUAACAGGCCAAAUCCCUUCAUCUAUAGGGAAUUUAACACAGCUUGAGUCGUUGGACCUGUCAAGCAACAAUCUUGGUGGUGAAAUUCCCACACAUCUUGAACUUUUAAAUUUCCUCUCAGUCUUGAACCUCUCCUCUAAUCGUCUGGUUGGAAAAAUCCCUGUAGGUAGGCAACUUCAAACAUUUGAUGCAUCUUCCUAUGCUGGUAAUGCAGAUUUAUGUGGAAUUCCUUCUUUGAAACCGUGCCAUGAUCGGCGCAAUUCAAAAUCUGGAGUAUAUACAGAUUCUGGUGUUAAAUUUGACUGGAUAUUCGUAUCAAUUGGAUUGGGCUUUGGGGUUGGAGCAGGAAUGGUCGUGGCUCCAUCAUUAUUUAUGGAGAGACUGAAAAAAUGGAGCAACCACAAAAUCGAUAAAGCUCUCAUCAUCAUUCUUCCAGUGUUUGGUUUGACUUGGAUACCCAUUGAUGAUGAUGACGAUGAUGAUACAGAGGAAGAUACUAAGGAAAACCACCCAGAUAUUAAAGAGGAUUAUGAUUACAAUGAGAUGCAUAAUAACCUGGUCCAUCAAAGGUUUCGAGGGCGGUACUGUGCCUUAUGCUCCAAGCUUCAUAUCAGUAACAAGAAGGUAAUCCAUGAUCCCAGGUGUACAUGUUUCCCAUCACCUCCCAUUUCAACAUCAACUUACCCAGAUUCAUAUUCUUCUCAUUCACAUUCAGGAUGAAAAUAUGCACAUCUGUUUCUUUUGUUUUCCCUUUAUUAUUUGUUCAGAUUACAUACAUGUACGUACCUCUCUGAUUGUUCCCUUCAUUCUUUGUUCUAUUUUGUAUGCACCUGCACAUUAAACCCAA